Neurospora hispaniola is the source of this 966-nucleotide messenger RNA. RefSeq lists its product as uncharacterized. The record is from RefSeq and is a predicted model, not a curated record. Bases 295 to 708 code for a protein of 137 amino acids. The transcript has 3 exons. NCBI's taxonomy places the organism in Eukaryota, Fungi, Ascomycota, Sordariomycetes, Sordariales, Sordariaceae.
GGGGAUGCGAAGAGCCAAUUCCAAGCCCUGGAAGGCGCCGUAGAUGUGGUGUGCGGGGAAAGGUGCCGUCCACGAAUAAGCGACCGCCGAUGAUACUCAAGGUGCACCUCGGCUCGGCUCGAGGAACGCCAGCGAUGAUGACGGCGAUAUCGCUGUACCACUGCCCCGGUCGUCGGAUGUGUCAAGCUCACAUCGCACUACAAAACCGGACCCGAGAAACCAAAUCACGCCAAGGACUCUGAUCAGUCCUUCACAACACUGCACUACGCCAGUAGCAGCAAGGAAACAGAAGACAUGUCGAACAUGAAUACAACACAGCACGAACGAGAGCCAGCGCCGUCUUAUCGCCAAUCAUUCGACACUCUGGCGCACAUCCCCGCAGACCCAAACUCGUCGGAAUUCAGGGCCAGCCGGAUUGACAAUUUCUGGAUCAAGGUCUUCCCACCCACGCCAAAAUGUUACAUUUGUCAAGACAAACCGGAAGCCGCGAAUCUACUCUCAAGGCCGGGAUGCGACCACAAGAUUUGUGGCAAAUGCCUGAUCAAGAUAUUUGAGCGAGCCGUCAACGACAAGAAAUGCAUGCCGCCGAGCUUCUGCUCUCAUGGUGAGGUGUCGCCCGACAUGGCGCCGGGCUUGUUCGACGACGUGUUCUUGGCGCAAUGGAACGAGAAGUACUUUGAGUAUUUGGAGCAGACUGUGUCAACAUGACAGCCCAUUUGGUGCUUCCACGAUGGACAAUCUGGACAGACCGAAAAGAUACAAGAUUUCUGAAAACUAGCAGGGUGGGCGACCCGAUCCGGAUUCUUGAAGGGAUCGUCAGCACGUUGGCGAUAAAUCAGCAAAUAAACAGAUGUGUCCGACACGGGCGAAAUUACCGGCAUUGAACGAGCUAUGAUGUUAACAGCAUCUAACUCCAAGGACCCCUGGUUCAGGACCUCCGAAUAGAGCAUACAGCCUCCAGGCACC